Messenger RNA from Aspergillus mulundensis, 3630 nucleotides. Its product is annotated as DNA-dependent ATPase RAD26. Gene Ontology annotation, cellular component: nucleus. The coding region runs from base 1 to 3630 and encodes 1209 amino acids. The transcript is spliced from 3 exons. The record is from RefSeq and is a predicted model, not a curated record. Gene Ontology annotation, molecular function: ATP-dependent chromatin remodeler activity; ATP binding. Gene Ontology annotation, biological process: transcription-coupled nucleotide-excision repair. NCBI's taxonomy places the organism in Eukaryota, Fungi, Ascomycota, Eurotiomycetes, Eurotiales, Aspergillaceae.
AUGGAACAGAAUGUAAAGAACGAGUCAGAAGACUCUUCGGAGACACUUGGUUCGGAGAAUAAGAUGCAAGAAGCUUCCCUCGAGGCUACUUCUCCGCCUGCGGACGGGUCAGCAUCGACCCAGGAUGCCUCGGGGCCUGCAGAUGAAGCAAGCCGGUUAAAAGAGCUUCAGGCCGAUAUCCGCGAUCAGGAUGCUUUGGAGAGAGACAUAACGCGUCAGGCCGAUCGACUGCUCAUGGAACAGGCUGAUGAGCGCGAUAGCAAGAGACUAGAUAGGACGCGGCAGGAAAAAGAGAAACUUGAAUCGCAAAUCCUGAGACUACACCAACGACUAGCACAACCAGUUGGGACAUCAGCUCGGGUGCGUCUUCAACAUGAUAUAGCAAAACUGGAGGAGCGCAAUGCAGCUCUUGCAAAUGAUCUCAAAGAGAUCCAACAGCGUAUCGAUGAACGGCGUCAAGAGCAGGAGACUAACAUGGAAGCAAGUGGGACAGGGAGAAUGCCCAACGAGUCUCGCAGAGACUAUCUUAUAAGAACCGGAAAGAUCACGCCAUUUUCACGUAUGGGAACUGGUUCGAGUGCAGGCCCUUUGGCUAGUCUCCAGGAUGCGCUCAUUGAUGCCGAGGAUGAGCGUGAUGAGUUGGAAGCCCUCGAACAGGUGAAAGCGCGGUCAGCCGUCUCCCACCGCAACCUACUGCGCCCCGAUUUUGGCUUCGAUGAGACGAGCGAAUCAAGCGUUGCCGAAGAACCCUCUGCCGAGCGCCCUGUAAAGAAAAGGAAGCUAGAAAAGAGGCGUCAACCGAAAAAGGUUUCCAUCAAAGCGGAAGACUCAGAUCUCGACAUGGAAGCGCCUUCGGAUGGCCAUGUAUCCGAAGAUCAGGAUGAUUCGGCCAGUUAUGUUGAAUACAAGGAGGAGGAAUCCUCUUCCGAAGACGAUAACGAUUUUUUGACUGCAGAGAAGCCAGUCCAUGCUAAGAAGACGAAAAGCAGCGAUGACGUGGAGGAUCUCAGCGGGCUGGAUGACGGUAAUGAAAAGUUAUAUCAAUCUAGGCUCCAAACUUGGGUCACCCGACGAAGCGCUGCUCGGAAACGCGCCCAAAAGUCCCGUCAGCCAGACACGACUCAGGGUCCUGACGUAGAUGAAGCAGACACCGAGAUCCCCGAAGACGAAGAGUGGUUUAUGCCCCAUCCGACUGAGCCAGACCUGCACCUAGACAAUCGCUACCGCGUCCCCGGUGAUAUACAUCCACUCUUAUUUGACUACCAGAAGACUGGGGUCCAAUGGAUGUGGGAGUUACAUCAGCAGCAAGUGGGAGGUAUCAUUGGUGACGAGAUGGGCCUGGGGAAAACAAUUCAAGCAAUUUCAUUCCUGGCCGGCCUCCAUUAUAGCAAGAGACUGACGAAACCCAUCAUCGUCGUCUGUCCGGCCACUGUCAUGAAACAAUGGGUCAAUGAGUUCCAUCGCUGGUGGCCGCCAUUCCGUGUUUCUAUUCUGCAUACCUCUGGUAGUGGAAUGGUAAACAUAAAGAGUGAAAGCAGCCGCGAGGAUGCACUUAUGUCUGGGACUUACAAAUCAGGUGGUUCUAGCAGUGGCUUGAAGGCGGCGAGAAAGGUUGUCAAACGGGUAGUCGAGGAAGGGCAUGUGCUUGUUACGACAUAUUCUGGCUUGCAGAGUUAUGCCUCUCUUCUGAUACCCGUCGAAUGGGGUGGCACGAUCCUUGACGAGGGCCACAAGAUUCGCAAUCCCAAUACUUCUAUUACCAUGCACGCUAAAGAGCUUAGAACGCCUCAUCGGAUUAUCCUUUCAGGAACGCCAAUGCAAAACAACUUGACAGAGCUAUGGUCGUUGUUCGAUUUUGUCUUCCCAAUGCGUCUCGGCACAUUGGUAAACUUUCGAAAUCAGUUCGAGUUCCCGAUCAGGCAGGGUGGUUAUGCGAACGCCUCUAAUCUACAGGUCCAGACGGCUGCUAAGUGUGCAGAAACCCUUAAGGACGCCAUUAGUCCGUACCUCCUGCAACGGUUCAAGAUGGACGUAGCAGCUGAUCUGCCCAAAAAGAGCGAGCAGGUCCUCUUUUGCCGGCUUACCAAACCGCAGCGGCAAGCAUACGAGGCAUUUCUGGGCUCUGAAGAAAUGCAAUCUAUUCUAAGAGGCCGAAGACAGGUGCUCUACGGGGUUGAUAUUCUGCGAAAAAUAUGCAAUCACCCGGACUUGCAGAACCAUAAGCUGCUUUACGCAAAGCCGAACUACGGAAACCCUACGAAGUCGGGUAAGAUGCAAGUAGUGAAGUCGCUGCUUGAACUGUGGAAAGACACGGGCCACAAAACCCUUUUGUUCGCACAACAUCGGAUCAUGUUGGAUAUUUUGGAGAAAUUCGUCAAUUCUCUUUCUGGGUUCAAUUACCGUCGUAUGGACGGCACUACACCCAUUCAGCACCGGCAAACUAUGGUUGACGAGUUCAACAAAGACCCUGAUUUGCAUGUUUUUCUACUGACCACUAAGGUCGGCGGCUUAGGCGUCAACCUCACCGGCGCGGACCGAGUCAUUAUCUACGACCCUGACUGGAAUCCUUCGACUGAUGUACAAGCCCGGGAGCGUGCGUGGCGACUGGGACAGAAGCGAGAUGUGACCAUUUACCGGUUGAUGACUGCUGGAACAAUCGAGGAGAAGAUAUAUCACCGCCAAAUCUUCAAGCAAUUUCUGACCAACAAGAUUCUAAAAGACCCCAAGCAACGGCAGACCUUCCAAAUGAGUGACCUGCACGACCUCUUUGCGCUAGGUGAAGAAAACCAAGGCCCAACAGAGACUAGCAAAAUCUUCAAGGAAGCUGAAGUCACUUACGAAGAGGAGAAUGGCAAUGCUUCCUCAACAGCACACCAGGAUAGCCACCAGCGCGAUGUGCAGGCUGAGAAACAAGACAUUAGCAAAGUUACAGGAGUCGCUUCAAUAGAGCAGUUUCAAGGUGGACCCGAGCAACAAGCGAAGACGGAGCCAGGAGAACCUGGCACAAACUCCGAGUCACGCUUGAUGGAAGGUAUAUUCGCCCGAUCAGGCGUCCACUCAGCUGUUGAGCACGACCAAAUCGUCAACGGCAAGCGUGUGGUCAAAGCAGACCCCAAGAUAAUCGAAGCAGAAGCAAAACGAGUAGCUGCCGAAGCCGCAGAGCAACUUCGCCGCGCAGGCGAAGCCGCCAAAUCCGUCCCCAUCGGAACGCCUACAUGGACCGGUCAAUUUGGCGUCGCCGGAAAGCCCGAGGAAUCGCCCAUGCCCAUGCGGGGACCAUUCGGCGGACGUAGCAGCACAGCCAGACGCGCCUUGGCCGGUCCGUCGUCGGCAAGUAUCCUCGCUAACCUUUCAUCUCGUACGCCGCCAUCUCGAAGCGCCACGAAUAGCCCUGCCCCGGGGAAUGAGCCCAGUGGGAAGGACUUCAUCACGAUGAUUCGGGAUUUCAUCACAACUCAUGGCGGAUCGGUUUAUACGCAGAAUCUGAUCGACCACUUCAACCGGUAUUGUACCACUCCUCAGAAGUCGGCCGAGUUCAAGGAGAUGCUGAAGCAGAUUGCUGUGCUGGAUAAGGGAAGAAACGGUCGGGGAAAGUGGCAACUCAAGCCUGAGUAUGUCAAGGGGAGGUGA